AUGUUUUUAUUAUUGUUAUUUUGUAUUUAUUUUGUAUAUCCAAAAUGUUUACAACCAACAAUUCCUGAAAAUUGUCAAAUAUAUCUACCUGAUUCAUCUCCAUAUGAGGUUGGAAGUAUUGCAAAGUAUACCUGUUCUACGAAUUUUAAAAGAAUUGGAAAUGAGGAAAGAAAAUGUGAGGAUGAUGGUACAUGGUCUGGAGAUGUUCCAUUAUGUGGUAUUGAUGUUGCUAAAGAUAAACCAUCUUUUCAGUCAUCAGGAAAUUCAGCAAUGUAUGCUGUUACUACAAUUCCUAUGUGUUCAAUAACAGAAAAUUCUGUUUAUGAAUCAUCAUCAUGGAGUGUAGAUUUACUUUCAACAUAUAAAAUAAGGGCAAUAUCAUAUGUAACAGGACAUUUAUCAGGAAUCAUUUCAGAUAUAUUUUUAAUUGAUUCAAAUGGUCAAAAACAUAGUUGUUCUAAAUUUAUUCAUCAAAAACUUAAUACUCCCAAUGAAACAGUAACUGUUCAUUGUCAGGGUAAUAAUAUAUCUAAAAUUAAAAUGAUUGUUGCUGGUAAAUUACAUCUUUGUGAAUUUAAAGCUUAUGCCAUUGAUAUACAAGCACCCUGGCAAUGUGGUUUAUCAAAAAUGGAUGUUUUAGCAGUAUAUGAAGGAACAUGUUUUUCAUCUUCACAUCAUCAGAAACUUGACUGGAAAAAUGCUCAAAAAAGUUGUCUUGAUAUUGGGGGUACUCUUCCAAUUAGAAUAACAAAUGUUACUAGGACAGUUAUUAGAUCAGCAUUAACAUCAUCACCCGGUGCAUCAAAUUUCUAUUGGAUUGGUUUAAUUGGAUCACAAUCAGGUUGGAACUGGGCUGAUGGGGAUAUAUUAAAUGAAAAUGAAAAUGAUUGGUAUGAGAAACCACCUGAAAUAAAAAGUAAUGAGGCAUUAGCAGCAGCAAUUGGUAAACCAGCAUCAUGGAAAUGGAUAAGUGCAUCACAAAGUGUAUGGAAUUCAUUUAUAUGUCAAACAAAACCAAAAUAUUGUACAAAUCCUGGGGUUUCAGAAAAUUCAAAAGUUAUCUUUUCAUCACAAACAUUUACCAUUGGAACAAUUGCAUUUUAUUCAUGUGAAUAUGGUUUUAAAUUAAUUGGACAACCAAAAAGAAGAUGUAAUGAUGAUGGUUUAUGGUCUUAUGAUAUUCCUGAAUGUAAACCAAUAACAUGUCCAGAACCACAAUAUUGGGAGAAAGGAAAUAUUAUAAAAGUUAACAAUUCAUUGACAUUUGGUUCAUUAAUUGAGUAUAAAUGUUUAAAAGGAUAUGUUCUUGAUCAAACUAUAUCCAAUACACCAUUUCGUGUUUGUACCUCAGAAGGUCAAUGGUCAAAUACAAUUCCAUCAUGUAAAAAAAUUGAUUGUGGAAUUCCACCAACAAUAGCUAAUGGUAUCUUUCAGGCAAAUAGUUAUACUCUUAACUCAAGUGCAAUUUAUAAAUGUGAUGAAAAUUACCAAUUGAUGGGACACUUACAAAUUACUUGUACAGAAAGUGGUACAUGGCAACCACAGCCACCUAUAUGUUUAGAUCCAACAACAUUUAAAAGUUCAAAUGAUCCAUUGAAACGUAAUGAUAUAAUUUUAUUUGUUAUAAUUUUUUUCCUUUUAAUUCUUUUAACAUUAUUAACAUUGAAAGUAUUUUUAAACCAAAAAAGUUAUAUACCAAGUGAAAAAAUUCAAAAUUUUUUACCAAAUGUACUUAAUCAUAUAAGAUUUAAAUCUCGUGAACCAUCUUCUGGUAUGACAUCAUCAACUUUAGAUCGUUCCUCAAAUUCGCAUAAUAGUAUGGUUAAUUCAAAUAAUAUUGUUUAUGCAACACCUUCUAUUCCAACUAACUCAUCAUCUACAAUAACAGAUAAUACUGGAAUUUAUUAUACAUCAUCACCAUUAUCAAUAAUAGAUCCUUCAAUAAAAAUAAAUGGUAUCCAACAAAUUGAAAUACCACCACAUCUUAUACAAAUGCACCAAUUACCUAAUGGAAAUAUUCAAUUAACUAUGCCUGCAUCAAGACCAAUAGUAAGACCAUCUAUACCAUUAUUUACACCAAUACCCUCUAUUGAACUCGAUAAAACAUUAUCAUUAAAAAAAAGUUUACCAUCUCCAACUAAUAGUCAAAUAUUAUAUUCAUUUGAUUAUGAAAAUUAUUAUGAUAUCCCCCCAGAUGGAGGUGUUGAUUUAUAUGAAGAAGUAAAAAAUCCAACAGGCGAUGCACAUUGUUUAUAA
Messenger RNA from Strongyloides ratti, 2256 nucleotides. RefSeq names its product Locomotion-related protein Hikaru genki. The transcript is spliced from 4 exons. Lineage: Eukaryota; Metazoa; Nematoda; Chromadorea; Rhabditida; Strongyloididae. The record is from RefSeq and is a predicted model, not a curated record. The coding region runs from base 1 to 2256 and encodes 751 amino acids.